Rhea pennata is the source of this 2458-nucleotide messenger RNA. It is a transcript of the gene RAB2B, whose product is annotated as RAB2B, member RAS oncogene family. The record is from RefSeq and is a predicted model, not a curated record. Gene Ontology annotation, molecular function: GTP binding; GTPase activity. Lineage: Eukaryota; Metazoa; Chordata; Aves; Rheiformes; Rheidae. Gene Ontology annotation, cellular component: Golgi apparatus. The transcript has 8 exons. Bases 301 to 948 code for a protein of 215 amino acids. Gene Ontology annotation, biological process: positive regulation of exocytosis; vesicle-mediated transport.
CUACUCCCCACCAGGCGGGGGGUAAUAAAAGGCGGCGAGAGGGGGAGAAGCUUCUCUGCCCUUUCUAGCCCUAGUAACACCGGGCCGGGAAGACUAGAGCUGGCAGCACCCUGCCCCAAAGUGCCCUGCUUCUGCCUAGAGUGCCGUCGGAAGGCGGAGGAGCCGAGGCGCGCGGGCGGUUAGAGCGCCGCCGGAAGAGUCAGGGAGCCAGGACGGCUAGAGCGCCGCCGGAAGUCGGAGGAGUAGAGGCAGCUGGCUCCGAGCAUAGAGCGGCCCUAGGCGGACCUGGUUCCGGGCAUCAUGUCUUAUGCGUAUCUCUUCAAAUACAUCAUCAUCGGCGAUACCGGCGUUGGGAAGUCCUGCCUCCUGCUGCAGUUCACAGACAAGCGCUUCCAGCCUGUCCACGACCUGACCAUUGGUGUCGAAUUCGGGGCACGCAUGAUUGGCAUUGACAACAAGCAGAUCAAGCUGCAGAUCUGGGACACGGCUGGACAGGAAUCUUUCCGCUCGAUCACGCGUUCCUAUUACCGGGGAGCAGCCGGGGCGCUGCUGGUUUACGACAUUACCAGGCGCGAGACCUUCAACCAUUUGACAUCCUGGCUGGAAGAUGCCCGUCAGCACUCUAGCUCCAACAUGGUGAUCAUGCUUAUUGGGAACAAGAGCGACCUGGAGUCGCGGCGGGACGUGCGGAAGGAGGAGGGUGAAGCUUUUGCCCGGGAGCAUGGACUGGUCUUCAUGGAGACGUCAGCUAAAACGGCAGCCAACGUUGAAGAGGCUUUUAUCGACACAGCCAAGGAGAUCUACCGCAAGAUCCAGCAGGGCUUGUUUGACGUGAGCAAUGAGGCCAAUGGCAUCAAAAUUGGCCCACAGCAGCCCAUGGGGACCACGCCGGGAUCCACUGCCCGACGUGGCACGCCAGGCUCGGGAGACAGUUCUGGCUGCUGCUGAGGGCACUGGCUCUCAUUCAAAUAGGAUCUUUCCUCCAUGGCAUGGGGGCAGGGAUGGCGGCUCUGAGCCCUCGUGACGCUACGUUACUUUUUCCUCACCCUUCAGAGAUUGUGGCCGCCUCGCAUCAGUGCCUUCCCCCCCCCCCCCCAACUCAAUUUCCGCCUCCGCUGGAUGCGUUUCUUGCUGCUGGAGGGGAUCUGCGGGUGGCUCAUCGGCUCCCAUGGCUUUAACGCAAUCUCUGCUGCCUGUAAAUGAGCCUUUUCUUUUAAUUAUUUUAUUUUAUUUAGUUUUUAAUGCUGUUUCCCGCUUGUGGCGGGCUCUCCCCAUCGCUGAAUGCUGCUGUGCCACUGGCUAGCUCUGUAAAUCCAACCUACCCCCAAACCGUGUUAUUUUGGGGGCAGAAAUUCCCGCUUGGAGCCCCACUCAUCACCCUGAGUCCCUUUCCACCUCACUCCAACAAAUAAUUUGUUCCUCCUCCUGCCAAAAUUAACUGCUUUCCCCCCUCCUCUGUUCUGUUUAAAAAAACAACCAAACAAAACACGGCCACAGUCAAUGCACCUAUGUAAAUUUUUGAGCCAAUAUGUUUUUGUUUGCUUGUUUUCCUACUUGUGCUACUUGCAGCGAUGAAGGAGAGGAUGAGCAAUUGAGAUAAAAAUGCAAAUGCUUUGGCCAAAAUUGCAUUGUUUUGCCCUCUUCCUCCUCACCAAAAAUAAAUAAACAGUAGAACACACAGAGGGGAAAAAAUAAGGGAAAUAUUUGUUUUUCUUCUGAAAUGGUGCAGAGCCUUCACAUUCACCUGCUCUGUUUAUAAAAAAGAAUAUGAAAGUGUUAUCAAGGUUUCCUCUCUCCCGUUCCUCACCAUUUCUUUGGGAAAGAUGAAAAUCUGCAGCAGUAGAAUUUUUGCUUUUUAUUAUUUAUUUAUAUCCACCCCACCCCACUCCCCAAAAUGAACUAUUUGAGUUUUAAAAGCCACCCCCCACCACCACCAUGAAUUUGCGAGAAAACAGUUUUAGUGGGGAAAGGUCGCUUUGGGAAUGCCCCAGCUCUAAAAACCUGUGCUGGAAAAGGAUUUGAAACAGAAGAGAAAAAUAAUAAAUUCAUAUAUAUAGUUAGUCUUUAACAUCAAGGCUCUGCCCCAGAUUUGACUUCUCUUGGGGUAAAAUGAUGCUGUGUAAAACAGGUAAGAAUGGGUUUUAGGGGCUUAGUAUAACCCCCCCCACCCCCCCGUGAAGGGAGAGAGGUUGGGGGUUGAUUUAAAAAUGUGCUGAUAGUUUUAACUGCGUUUUGGAGGUUUAUGACCCCCAAAUAUAGCUGGUGUGAGGUGUGCAAAUAUGACACUUUUGCAUGGUCAAAACCCUGUUUUUCUGCAUUUUAGUAAGAAAAUGCUAAAUAGGGAGAAAUCAGCUUUCAGGUCCUGGGAGCUUCCCAAUUUUGAGCUUGUUAGUAGUUUUAACUGUUUUCUCUUCAUUAGUAAUGAAAAUAAAUUCCAAGUGCAAGGCCAUGAAGCAAA